Messenger RNA from Acaromyces ingoldii, 1356 nucleotides. RefSeq names its product alpha/beta-hydrolase. Gene Ontology annotation, cellular component: membrane. Gene Ontology annotation, molecular function: lipase activity. The record is from RefSeq and is a predicted model, not a curated record. Lineage: Eukaryota; Fungi; Basidiomycota; Exobasidiomycetes; Exobasidiales; Cryptobasidiaceae. Bases 53 to 1282 code for a protein of 409 amino acids. The transcript is spliced from 6 exons.
GCGAAUCGGUGAGCGCAUGAAACGACUUUCAGUCACUCCCAUUUGCGACAACAUGGUCGAGAACAAGGGCGACGUCGACGCCUACGCCAGCGACAGCCUCAACUUGGCUAUCACCAUCAGCUGGUACCUCAUCGAGGCCUACCGCGUCUUUCUCGAACCAAUCCUCUGCCAGCUCGGCCUGGUCACGCCUGGCUUUGGCGACCCGACGUAUGGAAGGGCCUCGCUGCCCCGCUCCGCAGACGAGCAGCGCUACAUCUACGACAAUCCAAGGGUCACGGUUGAGUCGCGCACCAUUCAUCUAACCGAGGAAGCUCUGCGAAAAGGAAAGAGCUGGGACCGACCAGAGUACAGCUUUGUUGCCUACUCGACCUGGCGCAUCGACGAGGCCUGGGAGCGAGAGAAGCAUAAAGCCUCGGUGGUUCUCCUCCAUGGCAUUAAUAAUUAUGGCGGGCGUGCUGCAGGCACUGGGCUUCACCACUGCGAGGCCGGUUUCCGUGUAAUCGCCAUUGAUCUACCCUCAUUUGGUCGAUCUUCCGGCCUGCACUCGUACAUUCCCUCGCUCAAGAUCCUCAUCGAGGCCACGCACUCGGUGCUGCAGGAUGUCAUCAAGCACGAUCCCCCACACUUGCGGGGCAACAAGUUCUUCCUUCAGGGCGAGAGCAUGGGCGGCUUCACGGCACUCUACUACGCCGCGCUGUACCCGCCGCUCUCGCCUCCCUCGCAGGGCGGGCCGGACCCCACCAAAUUGACGGAGAUUGAGCUGGACAGUGUUCGCCCCAACAUUGCGGGCAUCGCAUGCGCCGCGCCCAUGCUCGCCAUCAGCCCGCACUCACGACCGUCGUAUGUCCUCGAAACAAUCGCACGCGUCAUUGCCUUUUUCGCCGGUCGCCUGCCCCUGGCGGCAGGCGUCAAGGGAAACGUCAGCGACGACAUCCGGGUCGAGCAUGAGUUCCAUGCCGAUCCGCAGACCUACAAGGGCUACAUCCGGAUCGCCACAGGCCUCGCCAUCCUGCUGGGUCUCGAAGAGCUCCAAAAGCUUGCGCCCAAGAUUACAGUCCCCGUCUCUUUCCACCACGGUAAGAAUGACCGAGCGACGAGCUACCUCGGCACCCAGGCAUUCUGCGAGAGGGUCUCCUCACCCACGAAAUCAUGCAGGAUCUGGGACGGGUACGAGCACAUCAUGAUGAAGAACGUCAAGGGACAGUCCGAAGAGGACAACAAAAAGAGAAUGGCCGUUCUCGACGCCAUUACCGACUUCUUUAAAGAGCAGGCUCGAUCAUAGAUGCUUGCCCUAUGGGCUUUUGCUAGAAUACACGUGCAUGUCUGCUCUCUUUCUCUUCUUCCUCAAUCGAACAC